AUGGCCAGCUCCAAUUCACCAGGCGCCUCGUCGUCCUCGACGGCUGCUCAGACAGACGAGGACUUCACACUGGCCGAGCCUCUGCAGCCUUACGGUUAUGCAAACAUACUUUGGACCGUGCCUGAAGGUUCAUCCAGGGAACAAGAUUUGCCAUCUACUACCGAGCCUGUUGUUGCCCAGGCGGACGAAGCGAACGAUCGGCCCGCUUUCCCAACUGCUACCCGCGGCUCGCGCCGUCAAGACUUGUUGAGACGAGUCACUACCGCCGAUCUUUCCGACGGAGAUGUGAAUCAUCUCGUCAAGGUAUUCUCGAGUCGUUCGAGGAGGUCUAGGCAAGGACAGGAGGAGCAAGAGAAAGGUGACAAUGAUGACGAGGAAGAAGAAGAUCCUCAGCAGAAGGAGUUGGAAAACCUCAUGGGUGAGAUUUUCAAUCGUGGAGGAAACGAAGAAGGAAAGAAGCACGUUGGUGUUAUCUUCAAGGACUUGACUGUCAAAGGUGAAGGUAUCGGUGCCUCGACGGUCAGUACCUUUGGAGAUGCCAUGAAAGCUCCCUUCAUGAUUCCCAAGAAAAUCGUCGGUCACACGCCUCAGACACCGGUACGUACUCUGCUUGACAGGUUCACUGGGUCUGUACGCGAUGGUGAGAUGCUUCUCGUCCUUGGUCGUCCCGGCUCAGGGUGCACCACCUUCUUGAAGACCAUUGCAAAUCUUCGGGAGGCGUAUGCCGGCGUGGAAGGUGACACUACCUAUGGUGGUGUCGAUGCCGAGACUAUGAAGAAGCGAUACCGUGGUGAAGUCGUCUACAACCAGGAAGACGACCUUCAUUACGCCACCCUCUCGGUUGCACAGACCCUCCGCUUCGCCCUUAAGACCCGCACUCCGUCCACAAGGGCCGAGGGUGAAACUCGUAGCCAAUACAUAGACAAGUUCCAGGACAUGUUGCUCAAGAUCUUUGGUUUGGAGCACGUGCAAAAGACAAAGGUCGGUAAUGAGCUGAUUCGUGGUGUCUCUGGUGGUGAGAAGAAACGUGUAUCCAUUGCUGAAGUCAUGGUCAACCGUGCUGCUGUUGCUUGUUGGGAUAACAGUACUCGUGGUCUCGAUGCUUCGACUGCGGUUGAGUACGUCCGUUCUCUUCGCGUGUUGACAAACUUGGCCAAGGUCACUACGAUCGUGACAAUCUACCAGGCCAGUGAGUCGCUUUACGACAUGUUCGACAAAGUCCUUCUCAUCGACGAAGGUAAAUGUGCGUACUUUGGUCCUACGGAGAAUGCUCGCCAGUACUUCGAAGAGCUUGGAUAUGAACCACUUCCUCGACAGACUACCGCCGACUUUCUCACAGCUGUCACCGAUCCGCGCUCACGCAAGAUUAAGGACGAUGCUGAGAACUGCCCCAAGGGUCCUGAAGCACUUGCCGAGGCUUAUCGCAAGAGCAAAUGGGCUCGUUUCGCGAAGGAGGACAUUGAAGAAUUUGAGAAUGUCCUUCAGACGCAUGAAAGCAGGCAGAAUGGACAGGAGUUCCAGAAAUCCGUACAGGCAGGAAAGGGUGAACACCUUACCGAGAAGAGUGCUAGGAAGAGCGUCUAUACCGUCGGCUUUUGGGGUCAAGUUAAAGCCUGUACUGUCCGUCAGUACCAAGUUGCUUGGGGUGAUAAACCAUCUUUGAUUGGCAAAAACUUCCUUGCCAUCUUUCAGUCUAUGAUUAUUGGAUCCCUUUUCUACGACACGCCUCAGAACUCGACAGGUAUCUUCCAACGUGGUGGUAUCCUCUUCUUCGCCCUGCUCUUCAACGCGCUUCUCGCCUUGGCCGAAUUGUCUAACGCUUUCUCGUCCAGACCUGUCCUGCUCAAGCACAAAAGUUUCACGUUUUACAGACCCGCCGCAUAUGCCUUGGCGCAAGUGUUGGCUGACCUUCCAGUCGUUUUCGUCCAGAUCACUGUGUACGAUAUUACCCUGUACUUCUUGUCCGGAUUACAGCGCAAGGCGGGUCAGUUCUUCUUCAACUUCAUGGUUCUUUAUUUCACUACUAUGGCGAUGUAUUCACUCUUCCGUAUGCUUGGAGCUAUCACGCCAAGUUUGGAUGUGGCGACCCGUAUCAGUGGUGUCCUCAUCCAAGCUCUCGUGGUGUACGCAGGUUAUAUCAUCCCAAGACCUUCUAUGAAAGGAUGGUUCGUCUGGAUCUUUUAUCUGAACCCUGUGGGGUAUGGCUUUGAGGCAUUGAUCACGAAUGAGUUUCAUAAUCUUGAAUUGCCUUGCAUCACACCUCAGCUGGUACCGUACGGAGCAGGGUAUGGAGGAGUUGCACUGGCAAACCAGGGAUGUACGGUUGCUGGUUCGACUCCGGGAACGGGUGUGAUCAACGGUGACGCAUAUCUUAGCCAGCAGUUCAGUUAUACGUGGGGACAUGCGUGGCGUAACUUGGGUUUCGUUAUCAUGUUUUGGAUUGCGUUCGUUGUCAUCACUAUCAUCGGAUUGGAGUCUUCGUUGAAGCCUGGCAAGGCCGGACGUGGAGAAGUGACCGUGUACAAGAAGGGAGGAGCUCCGCAGGCCGUUGCAGCUGCCAUGGAGAAAGGCGGUGAUGCGCGUGAUGAGGAAGAAGCCGGUGCGGGUCAAGAAGGAGCUCGUGCUCAGGGCCGCGAUGAGAACUAUUCCGAGAAUCGUGAUGAGGAGGAUGAGAACAUCCAGGCCAUGGAGAGGAAUGAAGCAAUCUUCACCUGGCAACACCUCGAUUACAUCAUCAAAGCGGAUGGCAAGGACAGGAAGCUUCUUGAUGAUGUACAGGGCUGGGUUAAACCUGGACGCUUGACUGCCUUGAUGGGCAGUUCCGGAGCUGGUAAGACGACUUUGCUCAAUGCUCUCGCUCAAAGGCUUGGCGGUGGUCGGGUUACGGGGACAAUGCUCGUUGACGGCCAUCCUCUUCCAAUCUCGUUCCAGCGAUCGACUGGCUACGUUGAGCAGCAGGAUGUGCAUGAAAGUACGAGUACGGUCCGCGAGGCCAUGAGGUUCAGUGCUCUUUUGCGUCAACCAAAAGAUGUUCCGAUUGAGGAGAAAUACGACUACGUUGAGAAAAUCAUUAAUCUUCUGGAACUUAACGAUAUCGCCGAAGCGGUUAUUGGUACUAUCGGUGCUGGUCUGUCUGUUGAACAGAGGAAGCGUGUGACCAUUGGUGUCGAGCUUGCUGCAAAGCCCAAGUUGUUGCUUUUCUUGGAUGAGCCGACCUCUGGACUCGACAGCCAGUCCUCCUUUGGAAUCGUAAAGUUUCUCCAAAAGUUGGCUAGGGACGCUGGACAGGCCAUUCUUUGUACGAUUCACCAGCCGUCAGCCGUUCUUUUCGAGAAUUUCGAUGACCUGUUGCUUCUCGAAAAGGGCGGAAAGACGAUUUACUUUGGAGAACUUGGCAAAGACUCGCAAACCCUAUUGGGAUACUUCGAAGAGAAUGGCGCCAGAAAAUGUCCGGACGACGCCAACCCAGCUGAAUACAUGCUCGACGUUAUCGGUGCAGGUGCUACCGCGAAGGCUGACAAGGACUGGCAUGAGGUUUGGGAACAAUCGGAGAACAAGAAGCGCAUCACCGAAGAAAUUGAGAGUAUCAUCAGUAAGAGACGUGGCAACAAACUUGAUGCAGCGGGCGAUAGCGAAUUUGCCAUGCCUCUGUGGACGCAGAUCAACGCGGUUACCAGACGCAGUUGGAUCUCAUACUGGCGCAGCCCAGAGUAUCCAAUCGGAAAGAUCAUGCUGCACGUUCUCACCGGUUUGUUCAAUUGCUUCACUUUCUUCAAGUUGGGUCAUUCCACUAUCGACAUGCAGAACCGUCUCUUCUCGAUCUUCAUUUUUCUCACAAUUUCUCCGCCGCUCAUCCAACAAUUGCAGCCUCGGUUCUUGGGUUUCCGUGCCAUUUACACGGCGCGAGAGCAGGGAAGCAAAAUCUAUUCGUGGACGGCAUUUGUAACCGGUGCUUUCCUGGUGGAGUUGCCCUAUUCGGUUGUUGCCGGAACCAUAUAUUGGUGCUGCUGGUAUUGGGGCGUGGGCUUCCCUCACGAAACGAGCCGUGCUGGUUUUGCAUGGCUUUUGGUGUUCCUCUUUGAGAUAUACUAUGUCUCCCUGGGACAGGCUAUCGCAGCAAUGGCGCCGAACGCCAUGUUGGCUUCGCUUCUUGUGCCGCCGUUCUUCACAUUCAUCAUCGCGUUCGCUGGUGUUGUCUCACCCCCAAGGGCGUUCCCCUAUUUCUGGAGGAGCUGGAUGUACUGGCUCACGCCAUUCCAUUAUCUCUUGGAAGCCUUUUUGAGUACCGUUGUUCAUGACGUGCCUGUGCGAUGUUCGUCAGGUGAGUAUGCUCAAAUUACGCCGCCCACCGGACAAUCCUGUCAGCAGUACCUGGGAACCUUCGUCACUCAAAACGGUGGUUAUUUGAACAACCCUACCGCGAUCGGAAGUACGUGUCAGUACUGUCAGUACGCGAAUGGAGACGAGUACACAAACACUUUGAAUGUGUAUUACUACCACCGCGGCCGCAACGUCGGAAUUUUCUGUGGUUAUAUCAUCUUCAACAUCGUCAUGAUCUACGUUAUCACCUGGAUUUACUUGGGAGGCAUCACCCGCUUCAUCAAAGGAUUACGCCCCAAGGGCAAGACACAGGAGCAAGGAGGAGGCAAGAUGGCGGAGACGAAGCCGCAAGCACAAGCGACAGCAGCUCGGGGCGAGGAGACGGAGCAGAUGAAUACGUAG
Molecule: messenger RNA, 4722 nt
Organism: Saitoella complicata NRRL Y-17804
Lineage: Eukaryota; Fungi; Ascomycota; Saitoellomycetes; Saitoellales; Saitoellaceae
Product: ABC transporter
Exons: 1
Coding region: 1-4722 (1573 amino acids)
Biological process (GO): transmembrane transport
Cellular component (GO): membrane
Molecular function (GO): ABC-type transporter activity; ATP hydrolysis activity; ATP binding
Source: RefSeq, a predicted model, not a curated record